Gasterosteus aculeatus aculeatus (three-spined stickleback) is the source of this 1544-nucleotide messenger RNA. The record is from RefSeq and is a predicted model, not a curated record. Lineage: Eukaryota; Metazoa; Chordata; Actinopteri; Perciformes; Gasterosteidae.
GAGAAGCUGCUUAUAAACAUUUCAACAUGAAAAAAAAACCCUAAAAAUUCUCCCCCCACAAUGUUAAGUGUCUUUCUUCGGGGAAAAACCAAGUGAAUGACCUCUGACCCCCGAUCCUUAAACGUAUGCGCGCCUUCCGGGGCGCGACGUCCACAGACGGUGAGGACGCGUCACCGCGCUGCCCCCUAGCGGCCUCCGUCGGUAGCACGCGGCACCUCGUCGUUACGCGCACUCUGUCACAUUAAACGUCCCAGCAGAGCCUCGGGGACCUUAUAAUAAAAGCUAAAUGAUGGGUACGCGCACGCUGCGUCCUUCUGCACCACCUGUCCCCCGGUGGACAUGUCCCUGGAGCCAGACAGACCUGGGAGCAGCUGCUCGGAGACCUUCACCCCGCGCUCAUUCCGCGUCUUCCUGCUUCGGCUGGAGGCUCCGCGUCCUCCUCCAGCGGCCACAGGGACUCUCGGGUUCUCCAGAGGCUGCCAGAUGGGAGAAACGACGCAGCAGAAGAACCCCGCCGAGGUCGUCGCGCGGAUCCUGAAAGACGCGCCGGGGGCCAGGAAUGAUCUGCUCGACAACCACGGCAACUUCCUCCGCGUCGCGGAUUACUGCGAGAACAACUUUCUCCAGGCGGAGGAUUCCACCAAAGCCGUCGAGGAGGCCAAGGGCUUGGCCGCCCAGGCUCUGGCCAGCGUGUCGUACCAGAUCAACGGCCUGGCCUCCACCGUGCUGAGGCUGCUGGACUCCCAGGCCGUGCAGAUCCGAGCGAUGGAGUCCUCCGUCAACCUGCUGACCCUGGCUUCUGCGAUCCACUGCGAGACGGUCGCCAGGAGGGCAAUCGGGGCUUCCACCACUCCCAAGAACAAGAGCUGCUCCAAGAUGAUGACCCCACCGGCCGCAGGCAGGGAGGCGGAGAGUCGCUACGCCAGGGAGCCAAUAUCCUACUCCACCCUGGACUCCACUGGCCACUGUUUUGGGCAACAGGUCCUCGAGGAGCAGGGCAGAAGAGCCGACACUGCUGAGAGCGCUCGGCCUGCUGCAGAGUUCCCCGUGUCCAGUCUCGGCAUCGCGGUGCCUCCACCAUCAGUCCCCACCCUGCGGACCGCCUCCAACCCCAUCGACGGCAGCCCGCCGCCGCCGCCGCCUCCUCCGCCUCCGGCCGAUUUGGACCCGAGUAUGCCCGCUCCCCCUCCACCACCACCUCCCCCCUCCGACGCGGACAACGGCCUCCCACCGCCUCUGGCCUUCUUGACGUCACCCACGGCUCUCCCGCCGCCUCCCCCUCCCCCGCCAAUGUGUCUGUCAAAUGGCUCCUACCCGCCUCCACCUCCACCACCACCACCGCCCCUUCACACGGGCACCUCCGGUACGGUGCCACCACCCCCUCCGCCUCCCCCUCCGCCUCCCCCCCUGAGACGCUAAUGGCCAUCGUGUUAAUUGUUCUCAGUCGCCGGCUUGCUGCCGAUGUGUAAAACGUUCACAGCUGCAUGGAAAUACUUGCGGGCCGGAGGUCGGCGUCGAGCAUAAAUAAAAAGCUUGGAAAAGUG